GCUCCCUCCGCGCUGGGGCCCGCCCGCGGGGCCGGCCGCCUGUCAGAGGGAGGUGGCGAUGGUGCGCCCGGUGGCGGCGGCGCCUGAGGCGGCUCUCUCGGUCGGUUUGCAGGGAGAGGAUGCCUGACCAACCGACUGGCUGAAUGAAUGAAUGGCGGAGCCGAGCGCGCCAUGAGGAGCCUGCGGAGCCUUUGCGGCCUCGCCCUGCUGUGCUGCGCCGCCGCCGCCGCCACCGCCUCAGCAGCCUCGGUGGGGAAUGUCACCGGUGGCGGAGGGGCCGACGGGCAGGUGGACGCGUCGCCGGGCCCGGAGCUGCGGGGCGCUCCCAGCCAGCCCUUCCCUGAGGCGACGGCUCCCACGGCGCAGGCCCCGACGACCGGCCCUCCGCGCAGUCCCCUGGCCGCGACGACCUCCUCAGCCCAGUCUCCCGAGACCACCCCUCUUCGGACGACCUCCGGAGCCGCUUCCACCACUUCCGAGGCGCCCGUCAGCCCCUCGCGCCGGACCACCACCGCCUGGGCGGGCGAUCGCACUCCGACCACCCCUCGGGAGCCCACCAGACCCGCGCCCACCACCUUCUCUGCGAUCACGAGCCCGGCGCCGACCACCCCCAUAGCGCCCACGAGCCCGGCGCCCACCGCUUCCCGGACCCUGACCCCCGCUCUCCCCAACAGCAGCAGCAGCAGCAGCAGCAGCGUCCCACCCACCCCACCUGCCACCGAGGCCACCUCUCCACCUCCCCCAGAGUAUGAGUGUAACUGCUCUAGGACUGGAAGCGUGGAUGAGGAUCUCUGCAACCAGACCACAGGGCAGUGCACCUGUCUGCCGGGGUAUCAGGGGCUUCACUGUGAAACCUGCCAAGAAGGCUUCUACCUGAACCACACCUCUGGGCUCUGCCUGCCCUGUUACUGUAAUCCGCGGGGAGCACUAGGCAGAUUCUGCAACAGCUCUGGGAAUUGCCAGUGCAAAGUGGGUGUCACCGGCUCUACAUGUAACCGAUGCCAAGAUGGAUAUUACAAUUUUAGUAAGGAUGGCUGUUCACCCUGUCAGUGCAGUAACCGGUCUACCAGCUGCCAUGUCUCCACAGGUGUAUGUUUUAACUGCCAGGAGAACAGUCGAGGGGAUCAGUGUGAAGAAUGCGCAGAAGGAUUUUAUCAGAGUCCUAAUGCCACCGCAGGCUGUCUUCGCUGCCCUUGCUCUGCAGUAACAUCCACAGGAAUCUGCACCAUAAAAUUAGGUGAAUCAGAACCUAAAUGUAGCCAGUGUAAAGAUGGUUACACAGGCCCAAACUGCAAUCAGUGUGAAAAUGGCUAUUACAAUUCUGACAGCAUCUGUGUGAAAUGCCAGUGCCAUGGCCACGUGGACCCAAUUAAAACUCCAAAGAUUUGCAAGCCCGAGAGUGGUGAGUGCAUCAACUGUCUCCAUAAUACCACGGGAUUUUGGUGUGAGAACUGCCUGGAAGGUUAUGUUCAAGACCUCGAGGGAAACUGCAUCAAGAAAGCGGUUAUUGUUCCAACACCUGAAGCUUCUACCAUUUUGGUUUCCAAUGCCUCUUUGACCACAUCAGUGCCCACCCCUGUUCUAAACAGUACCUUUACCCCCACAACCCUGCAGACUAUCUUUUCAGUAAGCUCUUCUGAAAACAGCACUUCAGCUUUAGCUGAUGUAUCAUGGACUCAGUUUAACAUCAUCAUUUUGACAGUCAUCAUCAUCGUGGUGGUGCUGCUGAUGGGAUUUGUAGGGGCUGUGUACAUGUACCGGGAGUACCAAAAUCGGAAACUCAAUGCCCCCUUUUGGACCAUCGAGCUGAAAGAAGACAAUAUCAGUUUCAGCAGCUACCAUGACAGCAUUCCCAAUGCAGAUGUAUCGGGACUAUUGGAAGAUGAUGGCAAUGAGGUAGCUCCCAAUGGGCAACUGACCCUGACGACACCCAUCCAUAACUACAAAGCCUGACAAACUGGAACUGUCCUCCUGGAUUGUAAACCACAGUGCUUACUAAGACUGCGUCAGCCUCUGACCAGACCGAGCCUGGGUAGAAUUCACUGAGAAGGCAAAGGCAGAUCUGAUCUGCUCAGAUACAAAUCCUAAUGCACUUAGCCUAUCUAUUGCUCUUGGUUUACCCAUGAAAUCUGAAGCAUUCAUCAUCAUGAAGGAUUCGAAGCAAAGUAUAUUUUUGUACUAAAUCACGUGGGAACAUGGAAAGGCUGAAUCAAACUGUGCAGGCCCCAGUCCGCUUUAACCCUCAAGGAGACUCUUGGAGAAAUGUUCACCAAACCAAAAGUACCAGGAUGAUGAAUGUGAGGAGGGAAAGGAGUGCUGCAAGGCUUCGUCUCCCUUCCCAAAACUUGCUUUUUCUCUUUUUUUAAGGAAACAAAAAGGAGGAUCAGGGAUUAAGUUUAUUUUGCUGUACAACAACACUUCAUUGAGAAAAAGCUGGAGUCUCAGCUGUAUUACUAUAAACAAUCUUGAUUGUUCUGGAAUGGGGCAGAAUAGUCCCAAGAAGAUUUUUAGAAGGGCUUGAUUUUUUUCUCCCAGGUUUCAUGCUCUGGUGGGGAGAUUGAAGCACAGGAUGAGCUAAAGGCAGAGAGCAUAGGCAAGGAUGGGGAGCAGGAAGCUAGUGGUCCUCCUCAGGGUGUCCGUGUGAAUGGCAGAUUGUCUGAACAUAAGGAGUAUUCCUGCUUCUAGAGUAAGAUGUAUAUAAUUAAUGUAGGAUAUCUGGUCAACAUUGUAUUUGUAUCUAUUUGUAAAAAAAAUCAUGUCAUAUUUUAUCAUCUAGAAUUUAUUUGUACAGCGUUUAAUGGCAUUGUAAAAAAGAAAACGGGGAGUGGUUAAAAUACUGUAAAAUAGACAGCAGUGUUGCUAGAGCUGGGACUCUGGGAACAUCACUCAUGUUUAGUCCCUCUUUGGACAUUGUUGGAACUUCUAAGAGUUAAAUGUUUCCAAUCUUUCUUUUCUCAGUCUAAAAGUAGAGUUAUAUGCUCUUUGACUUGCUGUUAGAUUCAAGCAAUAGAUUUUGAAGUCAAAACUUGUAAGCUAGGACACAAGCUGCGUUCUCAAAAAUGCCCAUCUAAGUUAACUCUAGCCACUCCAUAGAUUUUAUACAAUUGAUAAGCAACCAUAUUCUCAUUAAAAGGUGGUUUUUUUUAACCCCUGAAUGUAAAAGAUAGUCUUCCAAAGGAUAGAAAUAUUUCAGUUCCAAAAGAAAAGCCAUCCCACCACUUGGGGGUCCCUAGUUUUCAUUCUUGUGAAAUAUUUUAUCCCUCAUCAAAACUAAAAAACUUCCUCUUCUUUGAAUAUAGCUUGUCACUCCCUUGCCAUGAUGUUUGUGCGGCUUCUCAUCCAGCUAGGGCAGCUCCACAGUUGAGAGUGUGUGGUUGGUCUUCGCUAUCCUCAGCUCCUGUGAGGCUGACAGGUUGCGGAUUAGGUGAGCCAGCCAAGGGGGCCCGAAGUCCAAUGCAGAUAUUUAUUAAGAGGAACAGCAAGCUGUGAAAUGGUUAGGAAACAGUAGACUCCUUGUUAGCUUAGACUUAGAAAAUCCAAGGUGACCCUUUUGCCUAACUUCCUUAGAGAAAAACCUGGGCUUUGGGAGACUCCUACAGUGCUCUCAGGAUUUGGAGGUGAUGCUGUGGAAAUGUGUAGGCGAGGGCUCUAAGGUGACCCGAGCAUGCCCUGCCAUCAUUCAUGAAAUUAGAGAUUGCAUGACAUUAGAAUCAUUCAGUGUUUCUGUCACUGUUUGUAGCUUGCAAAGGACUUUCCCAUGUGUGUCCUUUGUUCCUCACCAUGGCCCCCAAGGAAGGAAUUAUCAUCUCCAUUUGACAGACAAGAAGGCUGAGGCACAAAGGUGCUAAAUGUCUUGUUCGAAACCAAAUACAGCAUGUGGCAUUAGUGGGCUUGAGAUCGAGACUCCUGACUCAGAUGCUUAUGUACAGUAACACAUAAAUUGCCUGGCUGGGUACCUAAGACAGUUGGGAGAAGAGUCCUAUUUGUGGAUGUUUCUAGAUUUUAAAAACUAAAUACCAUGUUCCAGGCCAUUUAGCUACUGGAAAGACUUUGUGGAAAGAACCACAGAAUAGUACUACAGAGAGUACAAGUUCGAAACCUGCCCAUUUAUGCUUUAUUAAACUGACCUACUCCCUCCAAGCUGCUUGUGCCUGCACAGACUGCGCCAAGUGGUAGAUCCACCUUCCUCCCUGACACUCAGUUCAGCCCCUGCCAGAAAACAGGAUUGAGGAUGGUGAGAGGCAAACAUUUGCUGAAAGGAGCUAGCUCAAU
Molecule: messenger RNA, 4272 nt
Organism: Ochotona princeps (American pika)
Lineage: Eukaryota; Metazoa; Chordata; Mammalia; Lagomorpha; Ochotonidae
Gene: MEGF9
Product: multiple EGF like domains 9
Exons: 6
Coding region: 148-1953 (601 amino acids)
Biological process (GO): axon guidance
Cellular component (GO): basement membrane
Molecular function (GO): extracellular matrix structural constituent
Source: RefSeq, a predicted model, not a curated record